This is a messenger RNA of Daldinia decipiens, 1627 nucleotides long. Its product is annotated as short-chain dehydrogenase. The record is from RefSeq and is a predicted model, not a curated record. Lineage: Eukaryota; Fungi; Ascomycota; Sordariomycetes; Xylariales; Hypoxylaceae. The coding region runs from base 314 to 1291 and encodes 325 amino acids. The transcript has a single exon.
GUUAAAACAUGCACCUAAUCUUAUAGGUAGGUGCUUAAGGCAUCAUAUGCAGAUAAGUCAUGUCUUACAACUUCCAUGCUCCAACAACCCCAAAACAAUAAGUUACCUACCAACCUGCCAGCCAGCCUGCCUACUUACCUAAGGUACGGGUAAGAAUGAGAACCCCUGGAUGUUAGAGCUUGAAUUUGGUCCCUUCCUACCUUACAUUGAAAUCCAAACUUCACAAGGCGAGUAGAAACAACCUAUUUUACACACGAUUCUAUCCUCCUAUAACUUGAAAGCACAAGUCUGAUUUCGGUUAUUAUUCCAUAUAAUGGGCGCACAAUGGUCUCAGGUUUUCCCCCCUAAGCCUACCUUCAUAGAAGGCAACGUGGGCCCCCAAAAUGGCAAAGUAUUUCUCGUCACCGGCGGGUACUCGGGGAUAGGACUCGAGCUUGCGAAGAUGCUCUAUAAAAACCACGGUAGCGUGUACAUCGCCGGUCGCUCCGAGGACAAGGCCCGCCAGGCAAUCAAUGACAUACGAGCCGGUGCGCCCGCCUCCCAGGGCAGCCUCGAGUUCCUUCGCCUGGAACUCGAUGAUCUGAGCAGCAUUAAGGCUUCUGUGGAGUCUUUUAAAGCAAGAGAAUCAAAGCUUCACGUCCUCUGGAACAAUGCCGGUGUCUCGCGACCGCCCGUUGGUAGUGUCUCGAAGCAAGGGAUCGAACUACAACUAGCGACUAAUUGCCUUGGGCCAUUCUUGUUUACGCGACUGCUUCUACCCUUGAUAGAAGAGACCGCCUCUACCGAGCCGCCCGGCUCUGUCCGCGUUAUCUGGACUUCCAGCCAGAUCGUUGAGCUCUCCGCACCCCCCGGAGGCUUUGAUAUGUCUGAACUCCAAACGCCUUCCAAAGAUCAACUCCGAAAUUACAUAAUCUCUAAAUUUGGAAAUUGGCUUCUGGCAUCGGAAAUGGCGAGAACAGUUGGUCGCACGUCGGGAGUCGUCAGUGUGGCCUUGAAUCCCGGCUCUGCUUACUCGAACCUCUUCCGACAUACACCGUCCCUCUAUUUUUUCGCAUGGCCUUUGCUCUAUGCACCAAAGAUGACAGCGUAUACGGAGCUUUACGCUGGGUUGUCAAAGGAUAUAGGCUUGAAGACAAAUGGGUGCUAUAUCGUGCCCUUUGGAAGAAUUGCGAAGGAGAAUGACAUCAGACAGGACCUUCUAGAAGCACUGAAGCAGAAAGAAGACGGAGGCUCUGGAAAAGCGAAGGAGUUUUGCGAUUAUUGCGAAGAUAAGGUCCGUGACUAUUUCUGAGUUAAUGUGGAAGUAGUUCCACUAUAUUAUAUGUAACCUACCUAGGUACCUACCUUAUGGUAGUUAUUAUUAGAUAAUUCGAAGUUAUGAAGACCAAGACACAUGUGGUUUGACUUCCUAAUCCGCAUGAAGGUAUUGUCAUCUAAUUGUUCAAUUGUCUUUUCUCAUGUAUCGGCUUGGAAUCUUGUCGACAUAUGUCUUGUGCCUUGCUUUAAUGUUUGCAGGUUUCUUUACUCUCCCGCCUCGGAGUUUCAGAGCAUGGCCGGCGGCGUUUGUAUUUACUAGAAAUGGUCUGAGCAAGAAAGCCUUGGUACACCAAUAUGAUAGGUAUUCCAC